Messenger RNA from Loa loa (African eye worm), 958 nucleotides. RefSeq lists its product as hypothetical. Gene Ontology annotation, biological process: Golgi organization; endosome organization; phosphatidylinositol phosphate biosynthetic process. Bases 69 to 956 code for a protein of 295 amino acids. Gene Ontology annotation, molecular function: 1-phosphatidylinositol 4-kinase activity. Lineage: Eukaryota; Metazoa; Nematoda; Chromadorea; Rhabditida; Onchocercidae. The record is from RefSeq and is a predicted model, not a curated record. Gene Ontology annotation, cellular component: plasma membrane; trans-Golgi network; endosome. The transcript is spliced from 6 exons.
GUUCAGUAUUGUUUAUAUGGAAAUUUAAUAACUUGAUUGUAAUUAAUUUCGACAACUGUUUAUUAACAAUGAACUCGUUUAUACCAUGGAUUGCGCAAUUCCAUUGUGGUAAUCGCAGUCCUAUUAAUCAUGGUGAUUUUUCGACUAAUUCAUUAUUGGGAUCCAGAAUAGCAGGUCGAAAUUCAGAUUCGGAUGCAGAUAUUUGUGAUGAAUUGGAAGGUAUCUUUUCAAAAAUGAAUCCAAUCAGCAAAUUAUCAAGGAAAAAUAUAAAGGAGGGAACUUUGGAACGAAAACCGUUGCUCGCGGGACGAAUCCAAACAAUGGUAGGUGAAGAAAGCGGAUCACCCAGUGAUCGACAAAAUCGCUUAUCAAGUUCGGAUGAUGAGGAUAUGAAAUAUUAUAAUGAAAAUUAUGGUUCAGUUGGGAAUGCUCAAUUUGCAAAUGUUGUUGGCGAUGCCAUUCAUGCAAUACGUGAAGGAGUUUAUCCAGAACGAACCCGGCAAGGAUCAUCUGGAUCAUAUUUUGUGAAGAACUGUGAUGGAGAAAUCAUAGGUGUUUUCAAGCCUAAGAAUGAAGAACCAUAUGGUCGACUGAAUCCAAGAUGGAUGAAAUGGAUUCAUCGUAUCUUCUUCCCAUGUUGCUUUGGACGUUCCUGCCUUCUACCUAAUCAGGUCAUUUUCCAGUUGCUUGAGAAGUUCAGUCUUCUGGAGUGCUUCUGGAUUUUUGUCAUAAAUUUGAAUUUCAAUGUCGGAUUCAUUUUCUGUCUUCCUUGUAUAAAUAAUAAGCCUUUUUCCUCAGUCCUAAUGUUUUUUUUUCCUUCACUCUCCACUGUGAUACAACUAAUAACUGUUUUUUUUUCUUCUAAGUUUCUGUCCAAAAUUUCUUAUAAUCCAUGUAAGCUAUUAGUUGUUUUCCCCUUAUUUCAAAUAAUUUCUUGUCUUAUUUCGACAGCAUAAUC